AUGGACCCUGCUGCGCUGCUUGUGAAAUAUCUCAGAGACAAGUUUGCAGCUGAAAUUGCCCUUCAAGAUGGAAAUGUUGAUUUUCCAGCUGAAUGGAGGUUGAAAUUCCUGGAGGACUGCAACCAAAUUGUGCAGCAAUUAGUUGCAGCUUACUGCAACAAGAUUGUUGACAAAGAGGGCCAUAUUGUUAUGUGGUACCUGCCAGGUAUCUUGGGGGAGGCGCAUUGGGUAAAGAGAACCACAAGUGACAAACUACAUGAGAUGAUCUAUGACCAGGAACAAAUGUGGAAGGGUGUCAAGGUUGUUCAAUGGCUGCUUGCCACCAACCGGUGCUCCAAGAGUUGGUGUCUCAGCGACAAGUACUAUAUGGUGGCAGAAGAAUGCACCAUCUGCCUGGGGACCGCCAGUUUCUCCCCUGUGUGGUUCCAGCAGGCGCAUGCAGCUACCAAUAAUCUAGAGGUAUCUGCUACUCUGCGAACCAUGGAGGGCCUUCAAUGGCUCUGUGAGUCCCAGGAGGUGAACCUCCUCAUAGGUGGCAUCCUGGGGGUCAUUCACCCGGCGUUGUAUGAAACUGGCUGCCAGACAGUGCAAGCACUGCAUGGAGAUGUUCCAGUGAAGAGGUAG
Molecule: messenger RNA, 624 nt
Organism: Cyclocybe aegerita
Lineage: Eukaryota; Fungi; Basidiomycota; Agaricomycetes; Agaricales; Hemipholiotaceae
Source: the annotation of a GenBank genome assembly